Messenger RNA from Podarcis lilfordi (Lilford's wall lizard), 7385 nucleotides. The record is from the annotation of a GenBank genome assembly. NCBI's taxonomy places the organism in Eukaryota, Metazoa, Chordata, Lepidosauria, Squamata, Lacertidae.
ACGGAAAGCCAAGAGGUCCCUCGGCUGAACUGGAAGGGCGGGCGGAGGGCGCGAGACAGCGAAGGCGUUUGGCUUGCUUCCUCCCUCGGUCCCUUUAAGAGGCCCUGAGCAGUUUAAUCCGUUAAGCGAGCUAGGCGGUGGGGUGGCAGGUGCGAGAGAGAGAGAGAGAGAGACACAGACAGACAGACAGACAGAAGAGGGCGGGGCUCCCGAUGCGUUCUUCCGGCGUGGGCAAUUUCUCGGUCCCACCCCUUUCGCGAGAUAGAUACGCUUCCGGUUUAGAGCCAGUCGCGUGGGGGGCGGGGAGGGGACCGCUUUGACUGGGCGACGCCGCGGCGGCCGUUUCGCGCGCGAGAACUUCGAAAGCGCCGUUGCCAUGGCAGUGCGCUACCGGAACACCGCGGUCCAUUACGGCCGCGCGGGGCCCCCCGGCACUCCGUGGCCGCCGGAGCGAGGGGAGGUAGCGCGGAACCUCCAGGCGGAGCUUGAGGAGGAGGAGGAAGGCGGCGGCAAAGGAGAGCUGCUGGGCGGCCUCGGGAGAAGCCCCGUGUCCCGGGCUACCCUGGCCCCGCUGCCGGACGGGGCGGCUCGCCGGUGGCCGAGCAGGGCCUUCUCCGUGCUGUGCUGCCUCCUGGCCGUGUCCUUGCUGGCUUUCCUGCUGGCCAUCGCUUGCCUGGUACUGAGAGGUGAGGAAAGGGCGAGGAGAAGCGGCAGGAGACGCCUCAGUGCAUGGGAUACCGCUUGCUAGGCCUAGCGCCUUCCCAGCAGCCAUAGAAUCGUAGGGAAGGGACCGUGAGGGUAAUCUAGCCCAACCCCAACCCUGCAAUGCAGGAAUUUCAAGGAAGGCAUCCAUAGUGAUCCGUAAAGGUAAAGGGACCCCUGACCGUUAGGUCCAGUUGUGACCGACUGUGGGGUUGCGGUGCUCAUCUCGCUUUAUUGGCCGAGGGAGUCGGCGUACAGCUUCCGGAUCAUGUGGCCAGCAUGACUAAGCUGCUUCUGGCGAACCAGAGCAGCGCACGGAAACGCCGUUUACCUUCCUGCUGGAGCGGUACCUAUUUAUCUACUUGCACUUUGACGUGCUUUUGAACUGCUAGGUUGGCGGGAGCAGGGACCGAGCAACGGGAGCUCACCCCGUCGCGGGGAUUCAAACCUCCUACCUUCUGAUCGGCAAGUCCUAGGCUCUGUGGUUUAAGCCACAGUGCCACCCGCAUACUUCUGCUUAAAAACCUGUGGCACACUUUAACAGGCAUUUGAAUUCUAACUGAUUUUUUUAAUGCAAUAAAAUGAUUGUCUAGUCGUGCGGCAGAAGAAAAAAUGCUUGGGUGUGCCACUUGCUAGAGAACAAUUUCUACCCAGAAUUGCUUUGCCUUACAACUUUAAUUGUUUGCUGUUUCUGCCAACAGAUUUGCGAUCUGAAAAAGGGAAGACCGAUGAGAAUAUAGAAACAAGCAUUUUAGGUAAGCUGCUCAUGUCGCUUUAUUUUGGAAUAAUGGCUGUUCAUUUUAGGCUUUGUUUAUUGGCUAAUAGGGCUGGGCGAUGUAUCAGUAUAUUGUCCAAAAUUGAUUUGAACUGAAAGAGGGACACGACAGGGAUGUCCCCUAUCACCACUUUUAUUUAUAACAGUAUUGGAAACAUUAAUAGCUUUAAGGAAAGAUGAAGAAAUAAAGGGCAUAAACCUUGAAACAUAGUGUUUUAAAGUAAAAGCAUUUGCGGAUGAUGUAUUUAUAACAACUGAAACACCAAUAGAAAAUAUUCAGUAAGCAUUAAUAAAAAUGAAAGAAUUUGGCGAUGUAUCAGGAUUUGAAUAAAGACAAGUCAAAAUUAUUAACAAAAAAUAUGGGGGAGAAAGAUAGAAAUGAGUUAAGAGAGAACAACAGGAUUAAAAAUAGAAAACAAGGUAAAUUAUUUAGGGGUAUGGAUUACAAAUAAAAACACGGAUUUAUUUAAUGACAAUUACGUUAAAAAUGGAAGGAAAUUAAAGGGAAUAUAGAAAAAUGGAACAAAUUAAAAUUAUUAGAGGGGAGAGUAUCAAUGAGUAAAAUGGUGAUAUUACAAAAAAUCCUAUUUUUAUUUCAAACUAUCCCAAUAAUAAUUGGGACAAAGUAUUUCAUAAGCUGGCAAAGAGACCUUGACAAUUUCAUAUGGCAGGGGAAGAAAGCCAGAAUAAAAUCAGAAAUAAUGAUGGGAUCAAAAGAAAGUUGGGGAUUUGCAGUCCCAGACUUAAGAAGAUAUUUCGAAGCAGUGUGCUGGAACUGGUUGAAAAAGUGGAUAUUAUUAAAAGAUACUGAAGUUUUAAAGUUAGAAGGUUGGGACAAAAUAUAUGGUUGGCACGGAUAUCUAUUUUAUGGGAAGGUACAACUACAUAAAGGAUUCAUUUAGUAAGAAAGGCCCCAUUUGAGGUAUGGGAGAGAACGAAAGAGAGAAUUACAGAAAAAAGCCCAUGGUGGAUCUCUCCACUAGAGGCAACCUCGACACUAAAAAAUAAUAUAAAAACUAUCUGGCCAACAUAUAGAUAAUUAGCAGAAGAAACAAAUGGAAACACUAAAUAAAAAAAUUAUGAAGAACUCAAAACAAUGGGAAUAAAUUGGCUAGAAUAUUUCCAAUUAAAGGCAACGUAUGAGAAAGAUAUAAAAACUAGGGGAUUUGAAAACAAAAUUUCAAAAUUUGAAAGAGAGGUACUACAAAGUAAUCAAAAAACACUUUAAAAAAUGUACAGAUUGUUAGAAAAAGUACCUUCAGAUCAAGAGGUACAAGGAGAGAACAUGCUAAAGUGGGAACGGGACCUAGGCUAUACAAUCGAUUUGGAAGACUGGAAAAAAAUUAUUGGGGGAAAUAUAAACUUUACAGUCUGCAAUUCAUUGAGGGAGAACUACAUGAAGAUCCACAACAGAUGGUAUUUGGCUCCAGAUAGAUUAUGAAUAGAGCGAACAGUAACAACUCAAUGGAUGAUUACUUUACAUAGAUCAGACACAAAAAUGCUAGUUUUGUUCUAACCAUAAUGAAAAUUACAACAUUCUGCACACAUAUAAUGCAAACAUGUUCCACUCAAUAUACUUAAUUCUGAGUAAACAUUCGUAGGGUUGUAUUGUAAUUGUCAUUUUGCUAGUUUACUUUUAUUCCGGAUUUGAUCUUUAUUCUACAGUGGAGUUGAUGCAUCUCUCCUGUGGCCAAAUUAAAAUUGUAUUCCAGGUUUUCACUUUGUUUCUCUUCCCUAAGGAUUUUGGAGUCUACUUGUUCUAUCCUUGAUGAGUGGACUUUCAUGUUGCAGUUUUUCUUGGACAGUGACCUAUUUUGAUUCCUUUGAACCGGGAAUGUUUCCUCCUACUCCACUCUCACCUGCACGAUUCAAGUGAGUUCCUUCUUCGUAAGACUGAAAUACGACCAGAUACGGGGCUUAGUAAACCACUAUAAUAGAUAUGUAAGGAACAGCUUGUUACUAAAUAUGCUGGUGCUGUUACAACUUCAUAUUCGAGGAAACAAAUUUAUGCCAACUAGUGUUGGACUAGUCACCGGGACAGAGUCCAUGGUGACUAGCUAGAGUACAAUACUUCUAUGUUUUUAGUUGAGAAAUGCAAUAUUACCAUAAACUGUUAUACGUGAUAGGAUGUAAAAUAGGUUUAAUUUGUUAUGUUGUAUGUUAAGGACAGUUUUGUUGCCUUGUAUUCACAAAAUACAAAGAAUGUGUUCUUUCUUAGACUUCAUAUUAAGCAAUUUUACAAGUUAGCCAGCAGGGUGUGUCCUAUCAUAAGUUUUCAUAUCUUAUAUAAAGUCCUUUUACCUUUACUUUAGUAUUCCUGAAACAAUUUCAAGUCAAGGUAAAAAAUAAUUAAAUCCAUGAUCUACAAUAUAUACAGUGAACUACCCCCCCCCCCAAAUUACCAAUAUUUAUUGCUUUCUGUAUGUAGAAUAUUUUGAAUAUACUCCCAUUUCUCUGUGUUUUUGCUGUUUGUGAGAGUUUUAUUGAAGGGAAUUGGUAAUAAUCUGCUAUACUUUGGCUUCUUCAGGCUUUCUAUUGUGGUAAUGAAAUAAUUUUUCAUUUUUGGAAUAGGACAAUGACUAGGAUUAAAAAGUUUUAAUUUUAGCUUCUGUAAUGUUCUUGUUACCUACAUACUGGUUUUCUGCUUUUUUUCAGGCGAAUGACUGGGCACUCCUUUCACAUGGGCUAUAGUAUGGCCAUACUGAAUGGAAUAGUGGCAGCUCUUGCCCUAGUAUGGUGUCUCCUUUAGUCUGUACUGAGAACUUUCUCAUAGACAGACAGCUUUCUAGACGACGCUUGAAGCUGCCUUCACACAAACAAACCAUCCAUGUGUUCAGUAUACUUGCCUCAAUCUCUGUUUUAAUAUGCUUUCUCCAAAAUGAUGCCAAAUGUUUUAGGAAGCAGCUGGAGGCAUUUCUAAAACAAAUCAACGGGUGGGGUGGAGACAGAUUAAUAAGGAAAGGAGGUGUACACAAAAUGUCCGGCUGCAUGAAAUGAUUGCAGCAUUUUCAAAAGACUUCAUGAGGCAACCACUUCAUGAGAAUUAGCUCAGGAUUGUUGCUGAUAAAAUGCUCAAAAUAGCCACUGGAUUAAUAAUAAUUGCCAUUAUUCUAUUAUACCAUUCAGUGAACUUUCAGGUUUGGUUUUGACAUGCUGCAUACUUAGCAACAAAAUUGGGGGGGGGGGGGGUUUGAAUCACAUCAGUUGUGCUCAUUCGAUUUCAGAGGAUUUACACUAACUUAAUUUCAUUUGGGAGAAGGUACAGCAGCGAAAGGAGAGACCCUGCAAUUUCACUCAAUUUCCACUAUGGGACUUACUUUGUUCCUAGACUUAAAAGGACAGGGUUUGUAGAUUGGAAAAAAAAAGGUUUACAUACAGAACAUAAAUUCAGUGCAAAUAAACUUGCUAACCACCUUAAUUCUUAUCUCUUGGGCAGAGCCCUACCGGGGGGGGGGGGGGUGUUAGCAAGUUUUUUUGCCCUGGGUGAAACCUCUAGCGGGGCAUAGUUGAGUCCCCCAGCCUUUGUGUAUGCAUAUGCAAGUGCACGUGUGAGUGCCAAACUCUACCCUUUUACCCAGGUGAAAUAAAGCCUAGUUUUGCCCUGCUGUGGGGUCACUGAAGGGCUAGGACAGCUAUAUGUGUGUCAAAGACCUAGAAGACAAAAUCACAUAGCUUCUUUCUUGCAGGCUGAUCCCUAAUUUACAAGUCUCAACUCUCAGCUUCGCUCGCUCCCUCAUGCCGCUAAGAAAGAGGGGCUUCCCAUUUGACAGGCAUCAGUUCAGGACCAGCUGUCAAGCUGUAACAAUGUUACAUAAUACUUUUAUUAGGAGUGCUGGGGGGGGGUUUCAAUUAGAAGUAUGUGUAGAUUGUGCCACUUGAUAGCUAAGAAAGCACUGCUUUAAUUUUCACUACCUCCAAGUGUUGGGUCAAAAUUCUGACUACACCAAUAUUGUAUUAAUGCGGCUGUAAUGUGUUUUGUCCCUGUUCUCAGUUUAGUUUCUUUCUGUUCUCAGUGAGACUGGCUGCAAAAGUGUGUAGUGCUAAAAUAAACUAUGGCUUAGUGUUAUGUGUAUUAACCUUGGAUUCAUGGGCUCCUUUCUGUUGUCCACCUGUUGUAGCCACAAGGAGAAGAUCAGAAACUUCUGCUUCUGUUUCAACUAACAAUUAUUUAUUGGCCUGGUUCUGAUAAUCUUAGAUAGAUACAGUGGUGCCCCGCAAGACGAAUGCCUCGCAAGACGAAAAACUCGCUAGACGAAAGGGUUUAGCGAUUUUUGAGUCGUUCCGCAAGACGAAUUUCCCUAUGGGCUUGCUUCACAAGAUGAAGCGUCUUGCGAGUUCUUGCGAGUUUGUUUCCUUUUUCUUAAAGCCGCUAAGCCGUUAAUAGCCGCUAAUAGCCAUGCUUCGCAAGACGAAAAAACCGCAAGACGAAGAGACUCGCGGAACGGAUUAAUUUCGUCUUGCGAGGCACCACUGUAAAACUUUAUUCGCAUCAGCUGAUGGCCAUAGCAAAGGUUCUGAUAAUCGUAUAUUGACUUAAAUAAGUUCAGUAUGAAUAAGGCUUGUGAGCAUGCACAUAACCCCUUCGUAACAGGUGUGAAAACCCCAGGAACUCCUCAGUUUACUUUUAUUUCUCAUUUCAUCCAAAUUGGGAAACAGCUUAGGAACAAGACAGAAUAUGAAACCGACAUCAAACUGGAUUCCUGCCUUGUUCCAUUAACCAUAGUUUUCUGAUUAGGUUGAAAUUCACUGGCUCAAAGGGAAGAUUUAUUGUCCCUAUACAUCUACUGUGUUUGAACUUAGAGAAACUUUUGUUGGACUUCAAACCCUGGUUUACAGUUCUUACUUGUUUCCAGAAAUCAUAGUUAAGAUUAACCACAGUUUGAAGGGUCAGAUGUGACAAACCAUAGUUAAUGGAAAGCAGAAGUGAAAGUUUCACAUCUUCUCACAGCGACAGCAGGGGAAGUACUGAGGCCAGAGGCUCUUGCAUGUAAAACUGAACCAUAUUUUAACACUGUCCAAACAGAACUGUAUAUUUUGCUUGUUACACUUUUAAAACAGCAGGGCUGUUCUCUUAUAGCUUACUAUCAGUGCUUUUUCUGGGGGUACUCAGGGGACGCAGUACCGGCACCUUUCUUUUUCUCCAAGUGUUAAAAGUGUGGCACUUCCUGUAACAACCUCAUGGUGAGUACCGGCACCUUUUUUUCCUUAAAAAAAGAAGAAGCACUGAUUACAAUAUGUAUAGUAUUAAAAUGAGUACUAGGGUAACAAAUUAAAAUAUUCUAAUUAUAAUGAAAACCUGAUAAAGUAUGCAAAUAGGCAAAUAAUUAAUUGACUAGAUUUUUUAAUGUAUGGCUUUGAACCAAAGAAUACACAUCCUGCUAUUUUCCCUCUGUAGAACUUUGUUGUCUUUUCCAUGCAUUUCUGAGAUUGGGGGUCCUUUUGAAUGGAGUGUGCUGCACCAUCAGAAGGCUGCAUUUGGGAAGGGAGAGUGGGCAGGCAACAUACGCAUUCAUUCAGAUCAUUUGGGGUGGGAUUGUAGCUGAUGCUGUGCCUGCAGGGUUGCAUGGGUGCAACGGGACUUGCCUAUCCUAGCCUGCUGUGCAUCCCCCAAAUCUUCUCUGGAGAGCUUCCCAUCCUUCUAGAUGUGGUUUUGAGGGUUAUGGGGAGGGGGCUGAAGCUCCUUGUGCCAAAGGACCUGCAGUGUCGGAUACAGCCCUUUGGGUCCAAGGCAAAGUAUAAUAUAAACACAUGUUCCUUUUAAAUAUAGAAUAUAAUAAUUGACUUUUUUAACUGGAAAUGGAUAUUUGUACCGAACUCAUUUUGUCCAUGCAGUAUUUUUUUGCGUCACAAAACCCCCCAUUGUUUUUGUAAAUUGUUUACUGCAAAUAAACUAAUCUUGUUUACUAUU